Molecule: messenger RNA, 258 nt
Organism: Pochonia chlamydosporia 170
Lineage: Eukaryota; Fungi; Ascomycota; Sordariomycetes; Hypocreales; Clavicipitaceae
Exons: 1
Coding region: 1-258 (85 amino acids)
Source: RefSeq, a predicted model, not a curated record
AUGGGAGUGUUUGAAGGCGGGCUACUUUCUUUGGUAUGUGUUUGCUUGUUGAAUAUUCAGGUUUGGGUGUUUUUUACUUUGUCCAAGGUGGGCAGGUUCAGUUUCUUGAAUACUGCGAGGAGAACAUCUGGUAUAGAAGAAGAUAGAAAUUUCUGGAUAUCAAUUCAUGGGCACAUGCAUGAAAUAGAGGGGUGUUUAGUGGUUGGAAGGUCAAGACAGAUAGAAGGUGGUACAGUACAUCAAGUCAUGGAUGAAUGA